Messenger RNA from Phacochoerus africanus (Common warthog), 4109 nucleotides. It is a transcript of the gene STXBP6, whose product is annotated as syntaxin binding protein 6. Lineage: Eukaryota; Metazoa; Chordata; Mammalia; Artiodactyla; Suidae. The transcript has 6 exons. Gene Ontology annotation, biological process: regulation of SNARE complex assembly; exocytosis; Golgi to plasma membrane transport. Bases 498 to 1130 code for a protein of 210 amino acids. The record is from RefSeq and is a predicted model, not a curated record. Gene Ontology annotation, cellular component: plasma membrane; exocyst. Gene Ontology annotation, molecular function: phosphatidylinositol-4,5-bisphosphate binding.
CCACGACGAUUGGGGCGUCUGGCGCUCUGAUGCGGGUGACCGGAUCAGGGACCCCGCUACUGGGCGGGGAGAGUAAGCAGGCGCCCAGAGAGAUACUUUCAGGAUUGCGGGCUGCAGGAUAGGGGGCUGCGCGCCCCGGCGCUGCUGCUUUCGUGCGCGCGAUGAGAGACUAGGGUCCCUCGUUCUGUCUAAGCCUGGGACCCAGUGUGCGGGCCGGGCUGGGCGAGCCGCAGAGCGGAGCAGUUUCCUCCGAGAAAGUUGGGGAUGGAGCCCUUCUUUCUUCACUGUCCCCGAGAUAGGGUGGGUCGCCAGGGUACCACCCCGAGGCUUCCAGUGUGGAGGAGCUGAGUGGGUCACUGCGCCCCUGAGCUGAGUUCCUCCACCCCCGGCUAAAAUACACAAAUUACCCAGAUCUUCGCUUCUCUGGCGUCUUCUAGGAAAAUUAUUCCUGCCAAAACUGAGAGAACUCACUGCGUGCCCUGCUUGCUUGGUCGACAAUGAGUGCCAAAUCUGCCAUCAGCAAGGAAAUUUUUGCACCUCUUGAUGAAAGGAUGCUGGGAGCUGUCCAAGUCAAGAGAAGGACAAAGAAAAAGAUUCCUUUCUUGGCAACUGGGGGCCAAGGCGAAUAUUUAACUUACAUCUGCCUGUCAGUGACAAACAAGAAACCCACGCAGGCAUCCAUCACGAAGGUCAAACAGUUUGAAGGCUCCACGUCGUUUGUACGGAGAUCACAGUGGAUGCUUGAGCAGCUUCGCCAGGUUAAUGGCAUCGAUCCUAAUCGGGAUUCUGCCGAGUUUGAUUUGUUGUUUGAAAAUGCUUUUGACCAGUGGGUAGCCAGCACAGCCUCGGAAAAAUGCACCUUCUUCCAGAUCCUCCACCACACCUGCCAGCGCUACCUCACAGACAGGAAGCCGGAGUUUAUCAACUGCCAGUCCAAAAUCAUGGGAGGAAACAGCAUCCUCCAUUCAGCAGCUGAUAGCGUGACCAGCGCAGUACAGAAAGCGAGCCAGGCCUUGAACGAGCGCGGGGAGCGGUUGGGCCGUGCAGAGGAGAAGACAGAAGACAUGAAGAACAGCGCCCAGCAGUUUGCAGAAACUGCACACAAGCUUGCCAUGAAGCACAAAUGUUGAGAAACUGCCUCUCCUGGUGACCUCUUAAGAGAAGUUGAAGUUUGUUCAGCAGUUUUUACAAGAAUUUCAGACCUCCGCUUGCUUUUUUUUUUUUUUCCAAAAUAUGGACAUUUAGGGUUUUUUUCCUUUUCAGAUGUUAAUAUGAAGGAAAAAAUAUUGUGUUUAUACAUUUCCUUAAUAAUCCUGUUAAGAAAUGCUGCAUAGCAUCAACUUCAUUUUUUUCCAUUGUCUGUGUGUGUGUGUGUUUUAUUUUAGGUUUGGUUUUUUUUUUUUUUUUGGUAGUUUGAAUAUGAAAUUCGGGCCAAAUGAUUUACUGAGCUAUGUAUAAACUGGCAACAUGUAUUUUUUCCCCUGAUAUUAAGCAGGAAGACAUUUUAAUGUGGUGACAUCAGAUGUUAUUGUUCCUGGUUGGAAAUAAAAGUCAAGCAGUGAUUGGUUUCACUCAGUCUCCUAGCUACUCUUAAUCUGAAGGUUAAGAUUCUAUAUCCUGAGACAUAAAUCUGUAUUAUCAAGGGAAACAGCAGUCUUGGAUUUUGCUUUUUAUGCAGUAAUCGUUUGCAUGAGCCAUCACCAGCAUUCAAAUAAACAAAUGUGAAUCACAGAUAGAAAUCUACAUUCUGAACUACAGUUUAAAUACUCCCACUACCUAUUUCCAGGCUGAUUAUUUAGAAUAAUCAUAUGAAGGAUAAUAAAUUGAGAUUAAAGGCCUAUUUAAAAACCUUUGUGCAUUCACAAAUGUUUGUCAUUGCCCCCAAAUUAUGGUAGCUGGUCUUGAAAAGUGCUUGGAUUUUUAUCAAGAAUUGAUCUGUUCAGAUAAGGUCUGUAUAAAUGAUAAUGUGAAUAGAUACCACACAUCUAAAAUUUUUCCUUUUAUUUUUACAAAGCCAUGCCUGUUUUAUUAGAGACACCCUCAUGAUGUCCUUGGGAAAUGGCCUUCAAUUUCUUGGUAUCUGAUUCUUGGAGGUUUUGAUGCUGUUAUUGCUAUUUAUUUAAUGUAAUUUAAAGUGUGAGUUUCUUGACAAACUGCAUUUCAUGGCAAUUGAAACUUGCCUGUUCUGACAUAAAAGAGCACAGUCAAUGAAACCUUUACAUUGCAGUCAGAUUGAAUGAAAUUGCUUUACACACCUCCUGAUUUUGUACUACUCAGCACAGGCCCAUAUAUUCAGUCUAGAAGUCUGGUUUCUUAGAGAGUUAAUAUGCUAAAUAUAAAAGCUAUGCUUUGUCUUCCUGAAACCAGGAGGCAAGCCUGACAUCCCAGAUAUAUUCUCAGCCUCCCGCUGUGAUGCAUUGAUUUUUAAGCUGCCUGAAUCUUUAGGACCCCUUUUAUUCCAUCCCGCCCAUUGAGCCUAUUACAUAGCAGCCUAUGAUGACUCUGGGAUUAUUUAUGCUGAUUUAAAUAGCUUAAAUUCUCCUGAUAAAGCAUUCCCAAGGAUAAGGAAAAUUAGACUGUUGGAGAGUGAAAAAAAUGAUCUUAGUCUGUAGUGUCAAAAGGGAGAUGGGAUUUGCCAUAGAUAAAUUUCUAAAUCCUCUUAGGGAGAUGAUCCAUUUCAAGAAAACUAUAAAGUUUAUAAGGUAAACUAUGUAAGUUUAUUAGAAUACUUGUACUUUUCUUUCAGUUCUUUAAAAGUUUAAAGAAGCAAGGGACUUGAUAGCUGGUGAGUACCAUCAGAAGCAUUUAUUUAUAAUUUCCAAGAAAAGCUGAAAAUAUCACACCAAAUAGGUUCAGAAAAUGUGCACGCACACACACAGAGAUAUUCAUCUUCCCAAAUUGGAUUCUAGUUUCAGAGAUAGAUAUUUGGUAUAAAUAAUUAAAAGGGUAAAUCUAAAACCCCCCUGACAAUCAGCCAAACUCAAAAAUAAAAUUUGUUGCCAACUAUAUAACAACAGUGUUUGUGAAGCUGCUUCUAAAGUAGCAAAGGGUAGGGUCAUAAGCAUACUGUGAAAUUUGAGAUUUUUCCUCCCUGGUAGAAUUGUGAGUUACUCUUCAUAUAUUAAGUAUUCCACAUCUUGCCCUCUUUGCUCACUCCCUGUUUAUCCUUUUAGACUUAGGUCUUUUUAGAAAGAGCCUGGAUUAGAAGAAAGCCUAUCUGCUUAUUUAUUAGCUUCCUCUAUUGUUCUGGUCCAGGCUAUGGUCAUGCCUUUGACCUCCCUGUGACCCAGUCCCACCUAGGCCUCUACCCAGCAGAGAAACCAAACAGCAACCCCAGUUCCUCCAGAUUUCUUACAGAGGCGUGAGCCCUGUGCUGACACACGUGAGGUUCUUUGCUAUCUUUUGUAGAUGUCACAAUACAAAAUAUUACUGCAAUCUAACCUAGAGAAAAUUGCUGAAAUGACUCACAUUAUUUGGGACCAAUUCAUUUGGGACCAAUUCAGUGGCUUGCUUAAAGACAUUUAAUUUCACUUUGUUUCACUUCCUCACUUCACUCUUGAGCUUUGGGAAGACUAUUUCUGUGAAGGAUCUCUUAUGUUGUACUGACAAUUCAUAAGGAAAAGAGACUUCCCACUGUUCUCACUUCUUCCUGAACUGUAGCUGUAGUAUUCUUCACUAGUACUAUUAGAUACCUGUGUACAGGAAGUAGACAGUGAUUCUGGGUUAACAUUUCAUAUUAAAGAAUGUAUUUGUAAAAUGUAACAAGAUGAGUAGUUAACUUUUUUUAAGCUCUGAAAAAAAUAAAGAUUAUGUGUUAGAUUUAAAAUUACAGUGAAAUGUCUUAAUACUACUUUUGUGGCUAACAAAGGUUGUGCAUUUAUGUAAAAAUAUUUACAGAAUGCCCUCAAUAAAGGAUACUAAAGAGAGAUUUUGCUUUUAAUCUUUAGAACUGUAACAAUGCUGAUGUUGUUAUACAGUUAUUAAUUCUUCAGAAGUUCUCUAAGAUGUCAAAUAUAAUUUUUCUUCCUUUCAGAGACAAGUAACACCUGCUCUGUGAUUCACUAUUACAGCAAACUCUAAUUUUGUCAUUAAAUAUUUUAACUCUGUGA